Molecule: messenger RNA, 627 nt
Organism: Elaeis guineensis (African oil palm)
Lineage: Eukaryota; Viridiplantae; Streptophyta; Magnoliopsida; Arecales; Arecaceae
Biological process (GO): cellular response to heat
Source: RefSeq, a predicted model, not a curated record
AUGCAACCCGCAUGCAAACCAAUAUUACCGCUAUUUUGCUCUCAACACCAAAUGGCUUGCACUCAAGGCUCCACCCUUUUCCAGCCGGCCACUCAAUGGACACAGGAUACCAAUGAUCAUAUUCUGCGCGUCUGCCUCCCAGGUUUCCAAAAGGAUGAAUUCAAGGUCCAGGUUGACAACUGCGGGAAGCUAACAAUAAGGGGCAAGAGGCCGCUCGGUGAUGGCAAAUACAUGCGUUUGGAGCAGGUUUUUGACGUUCCUAAAGAUUCACACAUCGAUAAGAUCCGAGGGAAAUUUGAAGACGCACGUCUCUCUUUAUUCAUGCCCAAGAAGGUGGUGACGGAAAAGGAAACUCAAAGGGCUGUUUCAUGUGAUAAAAACAAAAAGCAAGAAACACCACCACAGAAGCCAAACAGCGGCCCCGUCGCUGAUGACAAGCUCGAAGAAUAUAAAAAGAAAGCGCUGGCUUGGAAAGUGAAAUUUGAGGAGCAGUUGGAAGGGUGGCUGGAUUAUGGAUUGAUAGAUGGAUUUCUGGAGACAAUCAGCAAGAACAAAAAGACCAUUGCUGUAGCUACUGCAGCCUUCACCGCUGGCUUUUACAUAUCUCGAAAACUAAGGUCAAGUUGA